ACGAUGGACCAAUUGUAUCGCUAGCACGAGCUCUUAGAGGAAAGUACUCGGUGGCGUAGAGGGGCACUCGGUACACACGGAUGUCUCACUCGGCAAGGACGAUGCCACGCACCGUACUAUUACUGUGUUUCGCUCUGAUCAAUGGCGUUGCCUGUAAAAAGACCACGGCCGGAGACGUCAGUGAAGCCCUUGAAGCUAAUUUGGCCCAAGGACACGCAACUUUAAACGACAUGUUCAGGGAGGUGGAGAAGCUGAUGGAGGAUACGCAACACAAACUGGAGGAGGCGGUACACAAGAUGGACAACGAGAGCGCCAGAUCGAUUUUGUAUGCGCGUGACCCUCCUUUGAAUUAUCGUGAUGAAAGCAGGACUGUGCGUAAGCUUGGAAACCAAUCUGUCUUCACCGUGGAGAAAAUUGACAAGGUAACAGACAACAAAACAGGGGCGACCCACUUCUCCAGAACCCUGAUCCGGUCCAGUGGGCGAGGGAAUGAGGUUGAUUAUGCCUGCAUCAUCGACGAGGACUGCGAAAAGGGCAGCUACUGCCUCUACGAAAUGCUGCGCUCCCAGUGCCUGCCGUGCAAGGCCAUCCACGCGCCCUGCAUGAAGGAUGAAGAGUGCUGUGCAGGGCAACUGUGUGUGUGGGGGCAGUGCAGAGAGAAUGCCACCAAGGGUGAGGCAGGCAGCAUCUGUCAAUACCAGAGUGACUGCAGCACUGAGCUCUGCUGUGCCUUCCACAAAGCCCUGCUGUUCCCCGUGUGCACCCCAAAACCCACCGAGCGGGAGCACUGUCACAUCCACCCCAACCACCUGAUGGAGCUGCUGUCCUGGGACAUAGAGGGGGAGGGGCCUCGAGAGCACUGCCCGUGUGCCAGGGGGCUGCAGUGCCAACCCCACGGACGAGGUUCCUUGUGUUGGAGAUCCUAGGAUGCCACCAGCGAAGGCCUGAUCACUAUACUCUUUCUGGACAUGGACUAUGUUGUCUAAACCUCAUUCAGAGGCGUUUCAACAGUUAAACAUGAAGCAAUGGACAAUCUGCCCGAGUCAUCUGCAGAGAUCCUGGCCAUUGAAAUGUAACUCAUAUGCACUAUUUAAUGAUCCAUUUUCUUUAGAUUCAUGUGUAAAGUUUAUGAUGUACCACUUGUAAAAAUAAAAGUC
Molecule: messenger RNA, 1157 nt
Organism: Megalops cyprinoides (Indo-Pacific tarpon)
Lineage: Eukaryota; Metazoa; Chordata; Actinopteri; Elopiformes; Megalopidae
Gene: dkk3a
Product: dickkopf WNT signaling pathway inhibitor 3a
Exons: 8
Coding region: 81-926 (281 amino acids)
Biological process (GO): multicellular organism development; negative regulation of canonical Wnt signaling pathway
Cellular component (GO): extracellular region
Molecular function (GO): receptor antagonist activity; co-receptor binding
Source: RefSeq, a predicted model, not a curated record